CACCGGCCGCCCUUUUAUCUGCCUGCAGGUCGCCCGGGAAGCCGAGGGCCGCGGGUCCCAGCCCCAGCCUGGGUCUCGCCGCCGCGCUCCUCCCCGCUGCAAGGUACGCGGCCGGGCAGAGGGGGGGCCGGCGGCGAGCGCGCGCGCAGGGGUGAGGCCGGGCGGGGCCGCGGAGCCGGAGCCGGAGCACCCCGGGGACAGAAGCCAGUCAAGUUUGCCUGACAUCCAUCAACCAGGCCCUGGUCACCUGAUCUCAGCCCAGCUUUGCCCAUCUUGCUGUGUGAAUCUUGGCUACCUGCCUGGCCCACAGCCAUGGCCACCAUGGUGGCCCAGAAGCUCAGCCAUCUCCUGCCCGCUUUGCGGCAGGCCCACCGGGAGCCGCAGCCCUCGGGGCAGCCAGAGCCCGUCUUCACGGUGGACCGGGCGGAGGUGCCACCGCUCUUCUGGAAGCCGUACAUCUACGUGGGCUACCGGCCGCUGCAUCAGACCUGGCGCUUCUACUUCCGGACGCUGUUCCAGCAGCACAACGAGGCGGUGAACGUCUGGACCCACCUGCUGGCCGCGCUGGUGCUGCUGCUGCGGCUGGCCGUCUUCGCGGGGACCGUGGACUUCUGGGGAGACCCCCACGCCCUGCCCCUCUUCAUCAUCGUCCUUGCCUCCUUCACCUACCUCUCCCUCAGCGCCUUGGCCCACCUCCUGCAGGCCAAGUCCGAGUUCUGGCACUAUAGCUUCUUCUUCCUGGACUACGUGGGCGUGGCCGUGUACCAGUUCGGCAGCGCCCUGGCGCACUUCUACUACGCCAUCGAGCCCGCCUGGCACGCGCGGGUGCAGACCGCCUUCCUGCCCGCCGCCGCCUUUCUCGCCUGGCUGUCUUGCACCGGCUCCUGCUACAGCAAGUAUAGCCAGCAGCCUGGCCUGCUGGGCCGCACCUGCCAGGAGGUGCCGUCGGCGCUGGCCUACGCGCUGGACAUCAGCCCCGUGGUGCACCGCAUCCUGGUGACCCCCGACCCGACCGCGGAUGACCCCGCUCUUCUCUACCACAAGUGCCAGGUGGUCUUCUUCCUGCUGGCCGCGGCUUUCUUCUCAGCCUUCGUGCCCGAGCGCUGGUUUCCCGGCAGCUGCCACCUCUUCGGGCAGGGGCACCAGCUCUUCCACGUGUUCUUGGUGCUGUGCACGCUGGCUCAGCUGGAGGCCGUGGCCCUGGACUACGAGGCCCGGCGGCCCAUCUAUGAGCCUCUGCACACCCGCUGGCCCCACAACUUCUCUGGCCUCUUCCUGCUCACCGUGGGCAGCAGUGUGCUGACGGCGUUCCUCCUGAGCCAGCUGGUGUGGCGCAAACUGCACCGGAAGACCCAGUGAAGGGGGGGUUGGGGGGUGGCGGCUGGGAGGGAGGGAGAGUGGGAGCCCUGGGGUCCCGGCUUGGCUCCAGAGGGGAACAAGGCCUGGUAAAGUUGUUUGUCUCUGGCCCGCGGUGACAUUCUGUGAACGCCUCAGCUGCCAGAAGUGGUACCAGCCAGUCCUCGGAUUUGGGGAUUUGGCCGGGAGCUGCUGGGGUCCACUCCGGGGUCUGCCCCAGCCCCCUGCCCUGGGAGAGGAAAAGAGAUAAAGAUGUGGGCCAACCAAUCUUGCCUCUCCCCAUUGCCUCUCACUAGGGGUGAGGAUCGGGGGUCACUGGGGCCAGGGGCCUGGUUGGGAGCUUCCAGGUUAUCUGAGAGAGGGUGAAGGCAGAAUUUAGGCCAGAGGCAGAAGAGGCUUCAGCAGCCCCGCCUCUACCCAGAUUUCACUGGGGGGGAAGGGGCAGGCCCCAAAUGUAUGUAGGGUCUUACCAUUCCUUGAGCUCCAGCCUGGAGUCUUGGACUUCCAGGGAGUCUUCAAAGGUAGAAGAUUGUGCUAGGUAGAAAUGGAUCCCACCCAGUGCCCAUACCUCCUCAGUCACCGUCCCACAGAGGGAGCCCCAGCUUUUCUAGCUCUGGUUCUGUGUCCAACACACCCUGUUCCCAGCCUCUCUCCUGCUUUCCUUGUUCAUGAUUCAGUUAUCCAUUCAGUAUUUCCUGGGCCUCUGCUCAGAGGCAGGCUACCAGCUGGGUGCUGUGAAUCCACGCACACACGCAGGAUGAUGAGAGCUCUGAUACUCGAAUGACCUGUCAAGGGACGCACGGAGGAGGACUAGUCAGUGCUGCCUGCCACCCUCACGGUCUUGGGUUGGGAAGGGUGAAUAGGAGUUUGCAGAUGAAGAAGGGCAUUCCAGGCAGAGAGAAAACCCUCUACAAAGGCCAAAGAGGUACUGAAGGGAGUUCAGCAGGGCUGGAGGUAGGGGUAGUCCGGCCUCUGAUAUAUCCUGGAUGCAAUAAAGUGACUGAUAACAGCA
This is a messenger RNA of Ailuropoda melanoleuca (giant panda), 2368 nucleotides long. It is a transcript of the gene PAQR7, whose product is annotated as progestin and adipoQ receptor family member 7. Gene Ontology annotation, biological process: response to steroid hormone. The coding region runs from base 313 to 1359 and encodes 348 amino acids. NCBI's taxonomy places the organism in Eukaryota, Metazoa, Chordata, Mammalia, Carnivora, Ursidae. The record is from RefSeq and is a predicted model, not a curated record. The transcript is spliced from 3 exons. Gene Ontology annotation, cellular component: plasma membrane. Gene Ontology annotation, molecular function: nuclear steroid receptor activity; steroid binding.